This is a messenger RNA of Anneissia japonica, 2034 nucleotides long. RefSeq lists its product as uncharacterized. The transcript has 4 exons. Lineage: Eukaryota; Metazoa; Echinodermata; Crinoidea; Comatulida; Comatulidae. Bases 6 to 1406 code for a protein of 466 amino acids. The record is from RefSeq and is a predicted model, not a curated record.
UUCAAAUGAAUGGCGUGGAGGUUGAGAUAGGCUCAGGCAGUAUCACGUUGAAUUGGGUAGGCCUACCAUGUGGAACUCCUGCAAACCAAACUCAAACGACGACGAGUCCAAUCAUACAGUUUACCUGCUCACCUUCGAUUUCUGGGCGUUACCUUCUUGUAUGGUUUCCUGCAAAAUCUGAACAGUUAACUGUUUGUGAAGUUCGAAUCUACGACGAAGAAGAAUUGGGAAUAAGUGAAUGUAGUGAUCCGCCAAUCAGAACUAGUUACUAUGGAUUUGUAGGAAAUACAAUUGAAGGUAUUCAGUGUCAGGGGUGGGGAGAAGAUAAUAAUCCGCAUACUGACUUAAUCACAGUGCCCUCGUCCUACCAUAUACACAACCUAUGCCGCAAUCCGGACUACGACCCAAAUGGUCCAUGGUGUUACACAGUUGAUCCGAACGUUCGUUACUCAUAUUGCGACGUUCCUACUCUUGAGGAACCGUGCCCGCUAGAACCAUUUACAGGCGAUUUGAACCCGAUAGGGUGGUGGAUAGUGGAUACGUUAUGUCUUCUAUCGGCAAAUCACGAUUACGAUGUGGCACGGGUAAUGAAUUUGGUCAUCAACAACAACAAUACGCGGUGUUUUGUAGAAAUUAAACCCUCCGUAAGACUCGUGAUGACAACGGACUAUGCACAUUUUGGAAAUGAAGUCACAGAACUAACCAUCGCGCUUAUGAUUUACGCCUACCGUAACUCAUCUGGAAACAUUUUAAGUUUUGGAAACAAUAACGAACUUCUAUCUAUGAAUCAGAUUCAUUCUAGUGGCCAGAUGUACCAUUCGGAGGUUACUAUCUGCUAUGGGAACACCCAGCUGUCUAGAGCACAUGUCUUGUUACCGGAAUUAUGGACAUUUCUUGCGCUGACAUUCGAUGGAGCUAAUAGAAACGUAAAACUUUGGUGUGACGGAGAGGUUGCAAGCAUUGCUUAUGUACCAUUACCUCAUUUAAACAUAAUUUCGGAAGAUGUUGUCUUAGAGGUUGGAAGUAAUGCCGGAAGUUUCCAAGCGAAACUAGCCUUGUUGCAAGUAUAUAAUCGUAUAUUGAACGAAGCAGAAAUGAAGGCAGUAAGAGACACGAACAUAGAAAUCGCAAAGAAUACGAGACAAGGAAUGUUCACGAGAAUCAUGUCGUCAUUACGCUCCCAUACUACAAACAUUAUGGAACGCUGGAUUCACACGGUGUCAAUUUGCUCUCAAAUGUGUAUCAGUGAACCACUUUGCCGAGCAUUUGGUUUUGAUAAAGGAACUCGUCUUUGUCAGCUCCUUCCUGAAUUUGAAGUUGUUGACGAAACAAGCAACAAAAUAUACUACACGAAGAAGAUAGAAGUUGCUGUAUGUGGUGAGUGUGAGACCAAUAUUGAAACCUAAUAUUCAUGUCCGGGGCGGAUGCAGGAUUUGGCGGUAGGAGGUACGUGAUAAUCCACACCACAUUAGCCCCAUCAUGGUUUGGGGUGAGGCGAGAACAUUUUGAGAAUAUUGACCUCAAGGUGCCCGGAAAUAUCACUCUCAUCCUUUUAAAAAUCUUACCGGAACUAUAUUUUUAGUGAUAAAAAUAAUAUAUCAACAAUAUAAUAUAGCAAUUCGUUUUCUUAUUACAAUUGAUGGGGUGCAAUCGCACCGUCUGAUAUUCGAGAGAAUUAUCUAAAAAACUAUUUCAAUUACGUAAGAUGUAUUAUUAUUAUCAACAUUCUUUACCGAUAUAUUUAUCUAUAUUGAUGUAGGCCUUAUAUAACUGGCAUAUCAUAAUACAUGUUAUGUGACAGGCGCUGGCAAACUUACUUGUUGGAAUUUUUAACUUCGCGCUAGUUAGUAACACAGAAAAUGUCCGAAAAACGACCAGCUAAUUUCAGGUUGUACAAUUUAUGAAAGAUGAUAAUUAUUUAUUGUGAAAACAUCCAACAAAAAGUAUGUCAAUUAUUUGCUAAGAUGUACCGUAUCAAUAUUGAUAGCAGAAGUUAAUAUCGUUUUGUUUUUAAACGUAGGCCUAUACUGUAGU